AUGGCGCCUCUAGGGUGUAAGGAUAUCAGUCUUCAAAUCUUGCCGCUUGCACCUAGUAAGAUGGCUGAAGGUCAGGAUGUGCUCAUAGACAGCCCUAUGGGCUCUGAUGGGUCUGGAACAAGGGCAAAGCUCAGCAUGGUUGGACACUUCCACUUUCCGGAAGUUGCGGGAUCUGAAAGCCCACAGCUGCCACUGACAGGGAAACAUAUGUGCAGCAGUGUUGUGCAUAUUUGGUCUAACGAGUGGCGGCCAAGUCUGCCUAGGUGGACACGCAUCCCCAAGUUACAAGGGGGGCUCAUGAACGGGCAGCCCUCCUUCCCUGCUGAACAUACAGCGCCCUCUCAUAAGUGGGCUUGCGGGCGUGAGCCACCGCACCGACCAAAAUUUGUUUGGAAAAUGGUAGAUUUGGAGGGAAACGCACUGACACGGGCGCCAACAAUCCGCCCAUGA
Lindgomyces ingoldianus is the source of this 450-nucleotide messenger RNA. RefSeq lists its product as uncharacterized. Bases 1 to 450 code for a protein of 149 amino acids. The record is from RefSeq and is a predicted model, not a curated record. NCBI's taxonomy places the organism in Eukaryota, Fungi, Ascomycota, Dothideomycetes, Pleosporales, Lindgomycetaceae. The transcript has 2 exons.